This is a messenger RNA of Penicillium malachiteum, 1602 nucleotides long. RefSeq names its product acyclic terpene utilization AtuA family protein. The record is from RefSeq and is a predicted model, not a curated record. The coding region runs from base 1 to 1602 and encodes 533 amino acids. The transcript is spliced from 3 exons. Lineage: Eukaryota; Fungi; Ascomycota; Eurotiomycetes; Eurotiales; Aspergillaceae.
AUGGGCUCAGUUGACGAUGCCUACCCUCCAAAGAGGCCGGUUCGUAUCGGCGGUGCGAGUGGCGGCUUCACGGAUCGCCAGCGCAGCAUCCUAUCCUUCGCUCGAGAUAACGAUGUUGACGUAAUUAUCGGUGAUUGGAUGAGUGAGAUGACGAUGCAAUGGCAUGGCGCAGCCAAAGCUGAAUCAGCUCAAUCAGGACAAGCUACGCAUGGUAUCGGAGCUUUUGAUCCAUCAUUCAUGGGUACAUUUUCGCCGGCCCUCUCCCAUCUGCAGCAACGUCGCAUCAAAGACGCUGUCAAUGCCGGUGCCACAAGGUCUCGACCUGAGGUUGCCUGGAUUCAAGGCGAUGAGGCAAUGGAUGUCGCUCAAAGACUAUUGAAAGAGGGAGAGAAUUUUGAGAAUAUAUGUUUUGGUGGAAAUCUAAAGGAUUGGCCAUUUAAGCCAAUAGCUGCUCAGUAUUACCUGGGCGGAGAAGGUAUUGCAGAGGCCUUUCGAGCUGGUGCCGAUAUUGUUAUUUGUGGUAGGGUAUCUGAUGCCGCACCUGUAAUUGGAGCGGCCGUGUGGUGGCAUGGCUGGGACCGUAAUCGUGACUACGAUGCGUUGGCUGGAUCGCUCAUCGCGGGUCAUCUAAUCGAAUGCUCGAGUUAUGUCUGUGGUGGAUACUACAGCGGUUUCAAAGAUUUGUUCGAAGGAUGCGAGAAUAUUGGGUUUCCUAUCGCCGCCAUCAACAAGGACGGGACGUUUAUUUUGGAAAAGGAGCCGAAUACGGGUGGGGAAAUGUCAAUAGGAACAGCCACGUCUCAGCUUUUGUAUGAGGUCCAAGGCCCACGCUACUAUGGCUCGGAUGUCGUUGCCGUGCUUGAAGGGAUUCACAUGCAGCAAAUCACCAAAGAUCAAGUUCUCGUCACCGGCGUCAAGGGAAGCCCACCACCCACCACCACCAAGGUCGGAAUCACCGCUCGAGGGGGCUACCAGACAGAAUUCCACUAUUACAUGUAUGGACUUGAUCUCAAAGAAAAGUUAGAUUGGACUGAACGUCAAAUUCGGCACAGUAUGGGGAAGAAUGUCGAGAAAUUCUCCUGCCUCAAAUUCAGUCUUAAUGGAUGGUGUCAAGAAGACCCGGAAAACCAGGAUGUGGCCACUCUUGAUUUCCGGAUAAAAAUCUCUUGGGUGCCGCGAUGGUGCAUGGAGAAUUUCCUCCAGAGUGUACCGGGUGCAAGUAUUGAGAAUGACCUACGACAAACGAGUGGCAAGGAAUAUUUCGAAUGCUGGGCUGCAUUAAUUCCGCAGUCAGAAGUUCCUCACCUGGUGAAUCUCCCAUGGCUCAAUAACAAGAUCAUUUCGAUACCCUCGUCGACGAAUUUGGAAGAUUAUGGGAAAACCUAUGAUACUAGGCAAUGGACCUACGAUACUAGGGACCCAAUAGAUCUGGCAUCAUUUGGUCCCACUAAGAGAAGACCUCUGGGCUCGGUAGCACUUGGCCGAUCAGAAGAUAAAGCCUCUGAUGCAAACGUUGGAUUCUUCGUGAGAAGCGAUGAUGAGUGGCAUUGGCUACGGUCAUUACUCACGGUCCCAAAGAUGAAAGAAUUUUUAGGGCCUUAG